AUGGCGCCGCAGUCUCGCAUCUUUCUGACACGCCACUCGCAGGCCGAGCACAACGUGGCGGACGACUACUCGAUCCCGGAUGCGCCGUUGACGGCCUUGGGCAAGCAGCAGUCGGGGCGACUUCCUUCGCUGACGCAGGAGCUGCAGGCGCGUGCGCAGGUGAUCCUCUCGUCGGCGCUCAAGCGCACGCUGCAGAGCACCAAGAUCGGCUACGCGCCUGCCAUCGAGCGUCUGGGUGGUCUGAGUAAGGUGGUGCUGCUGCCGCAGCUGCAGGAGUGCAACGACUUCCCCUGCGACACGGGUUCGGCCAAGGAGGUGCUCGAGCGCGAUCCGGAGCUGCAGGGCUUUGACUUUUCGCCGCUCACGCCCGACUGGACGAGCAAGCAGGGCUUCUACGCCGCCGACCAGGCGUCGCUCAACAACCGUGCGCAGUGGGUGCGUCAGUACCUCCGCAGCAGACCCGAACAGGAUAUCGUCGUCAUGGCACACGGCGACAUCCUGCGUAGAAUCACCGGCGAGCCCUACCCCUGGAAGAACGCCGAGGUGCGACUGUUCCAGUUUGACCCGGCCUCGGUCGACUCGGACGCCUGCCCGCUGGUGCAUGUUCAGGACGUUGCCACCGGUGGUGCGGUCGCCGAGCCCACGUCGGGCGACAUGGCUGCUGCCGAGAAGAACACCAAUUCUGCUCUGCCAGCGAUUCCGGUCUCGAAUUCGGGUUCGCUGCACGACUUUGUAUCGCCAGCAGCAGCUGCAGUGCCCGCCACGGCUGGGGCAACGACCAAGAGUGCCGAGCUGAGCAAGAUCGAGGAGCGCGUCCGCCAGCGUCAGUCGAUGCUGCUCGAACAGACCAACGAGCUGCAGCAGCUCGAAAAGCGCCUUGCGGCCGCCGAGGAGCGCAAAAGGCAGCUCGAAUCGCGCGGUGGCUUCAUCUGA
Molecule: messenger RNA, 933 nt
Organism: Moesziomyces antarcticus
Lineage: Eukaryota; Fungi; Basidiomycota; Ustilaginomycetes; Ustilaginales; Ustilaginaceae
Product: phosphoglycerate mutase-like protein
Exons: 3
Coding region: 1-933 (310 amino acids)
Cellular component (GO): cytoplasm
Molecular function (GO): phosphatase activity
Source: RefSeq, a predicted model, not a curated record